AUGGUCGAUCUCACCCCCCCUGCUGAGGACCAGAACAACAAAGUGGUUGUGGACCCUUCGCACGCGGCUGCCGACACCACCAGCCAGACCUCCCCGAACAACAGCAUGGAGGAUCCCCGCGCCGUCGUCGAAACGCACUUGUGGCGCGACGUGCGUCAAUACCUGAAGCGCCAGGCUCGGCCCAACUCCCUCCUAGCCAAUGAGCCCGCAAUCAUCGCGACCUGCCCUAUCUGCCUGGUCGCGGAGCUCGACAUCGCGGGCUUGCCAGCUCCCGGCACCACCUUGGUCCCUAACCCCCUUGCCACCGCCAGUGGAGACCGCUUCGCGCCCAUGGCGGUAUCCAGUCCAGCCGCGGUCUUGGUGUGCGGCCACAUGUGCUGCCGGGAAUGCAUCCACACCUGGAUCAGCACAUGUGUCGUGGACAGGCACCGGCCGCUCGCCUGCCCCGUGUGCCGGGCGUCGCUGAAGUUUACGGACUGCGAACAUUCUAUCGCGCCGUACCACUUGGCGAGCCACGAGGAGUUCGCAUCGUCUGGAGCGCAACCGGACGAUGGGGAGCAUCUCGGGCUUAGCUUGGCUCGGAGCGUCGAGCCCACCUUGACCGAGGGCGCCGAGGCCCCGCAAGGCUGCCGGCCCUGCCUAAUGGAGAUGCUGAGCCCGUGGCUGGCGGCGGUGGUCCAGGGCGUUAAAGAUCUUCAGGACGUCGACGAGGCAGGGCGGGCCGCUUGUCUGGAGCGGCUGAGGAACCAAGAGGACAUAUACGCCUCGAUGGUAAAGCGGAUUGGGGCGUUUGCCUGGGGUGAUCAGUGGACCCCCUGA
Messenger RNA from Dichotomopilus funicola, 819 nucleotides. RefSeq lists its product as uncharacterized. Lineage: Eukaryota; Fungi; Ascomycota; Sordariomycetes; Sordariales; Chaetomiaceae. The coding region runs from base 1 to 819 and encodes 272 amino acids. Gene Ontology annotation, molecular function: metal ion binding. The record is from RefSeq and is a predicted model, not a curated record. The transcript has a single exon.